UGGUGUGGAGGACGGCGGCGGCGGCGGCGGCCAGUGUGGCAAGACGCGGUGGCCGGCCGCCUCGUGCGCUCCACUGCCCUCCUACACGCCCACCUGCACCACCUCCCAUCCGCUGUGCUCCUGCUCGUGGCUCGCACGUUUGGAUUACUCCGUGCGGUGGAGUUGAAGUCUAGCAGCCUAACGAGGGAGAGGCAGCAUCCGGGCUGCUCAGUCACGACUGUGUGGUGUUGCGUUGGCCUGGAUGCUAUUGAGAAGUGAGAGCAGCUUUACGCACUCUCACUCUGGCCGCCAGGCAUGGCGUGUCCCUUGUCCUGUUACUGUGGCCUCAUGUGCCGCUGCGGAUGCAUACCCUCGCCUGAGGUGCCCUCCAUGACGUCCGGCGGGUCUGGUGGGACUCUGGGCCGUGACACACACCGCAGCCACAUAGUCUACAUUCUCCUGCUGGGGGCUGCAGAGACGGGAAAAUCUACCAUCAUGAGGCAGAUGAAAAUCAUCGACAGUGGCGGGAUGUCUCCGGCCUCGCUACGCUCCUACACGCGGCACGUGCUCGACAAUGUUCUCACGUGUGUCACACGCCUAAUAGCGUCUGUUCAGGAAGCUGCCAUUCCCUGGAGCUCGCCCGAGGCUGCACACGCCGCCCACACUUUGGCAAUGGUAACGCCCGCAGACUGGGGCCUGACUGAGGACGAUGUGAAGCCCGCGCUUCUACCUCAAGAUCACGCACACCUCAUGCGCGUCCUGUGGGAGGACGUAGCGGCACAGGAGUGCUGGCUGCGAGCCAACGAGUUUAACCUACCAGACAGCACAGCCUACUACCUGUCAGCCACGGACCGUCUGGCGCAGCAACCAUACCUGCCCACACAGGAGGACGUCCUUCAGCUGCGCAUCCCCACGCGCGCCGCCACCGUCUACGACUUCCACGACAGAAAUUGGACCUUUCGUAUAACGGACGUGGGGGGUCAACGAGGAGAGAGACGGAGGUGGUUGCGGCUCUUUGAUGAGGUCAACGCUAUAAUUUUUUUGGCGGCGUUGAGCGAGUACGACCAGACGUGGAGUCAAGAGGAAGAGGACGGCAUGAACAGGCUGGAGCUGUCGUUACUACUCUUCCGAGAGACAUUGAACUACCCUGGCUUUUCCAAGACGAGCAUCAUCUUGUUUCUAAACAAGACUGAUGUGCUACAGAAGAAGAUAGCCAGGUCAGACCUUAGCAAGUACUUCCCCGACUACACGGGCCCUCGUGGGGACGCACGCAGCGCCACUGACUAUAUCCGCAACCGCUUCGUGACCUUUGCAAAAAACAGAGACAACUUCUUCUCUCACGAAACUUGUGCCACAGACACAAAUAAGACCAGAUUCGUUUUCGCCGCCGUCAGAGAGAGUAUCUUGUGGGACAACAUCAGACUUUUUAUGGACCCGUUUCACACCUGACGUCUGAUAGUAGUCUUGCAGCACCAGGCCUCCGAAAAUUGGGGUAGUUCAACUAGUCUGGACUCUUACAGUCAUGGACGUAGCCUCACAGGUCCUUAGUAACCAACCUGGUUUUUAUCGUGGUAGCUACCGGUAUAUCUGUGAGAACUAAUUUAGGGAACCAGCCUAGUUUUUUAACUUGGUAGCUCCUUGCAUAGUUGUGAGAACUUGUCAGUCAAGUUACAAAAGGUUAAAGUACAAGUUAAUUUAUACGGUGGAAUAUGUGAUGUUUAGAUUUUAAGAGACUUGGAGGCCAAGUGAAGCAGAAAUGCUGAACAAUGACGUAGUAAAGUGAAAACUAAUUUUGUCAUAGUACUUUUAUCCGUGAAGCAAGAAGUGUUUGCAGUGAAUAUUUAAUUGCAAGUGGUUUUAAAGUUCCAUUAUCAUGUCGUUAGUAGUGACGAUAAAUGGUAUUGAAUGCCUAUCAUGUGUGUGUGUUUCUCCAGUAAUCAUACCUUUCCCACUCGCAUAUUUUAUACAUGAUUUCACAAAUGAGAUAUUUAAUUUAUAUGUGUGAUUAACAGUGUUCAUGAUUUGCACAAUUUAAUCACCUAUUUUUGUUGUCACCCAUUUAAAAAUUUAGUGCGUUUAUAUUUAAAUUGUUCACAAUUCAGUACUACGACAGUUUAAUAAGGUUUAGUUUCAGUUCGUUAAUCUCUUAGAUAUUUAUGAAUGUGGCUUAUGUAAGUGAGGUCGAGUAUAGUUUCCAUAAUUCUUCAUUUUCAGAUGCUCUUCGAAUAUUCUUCCAUGAUAUGCCACGCUCGUAAUUAUUUAUUGCAUUGUGAAAAAAGGUGGUUGUUUGGUGUGUAUAAAUGUUAAUAUUAUGCAAGAGUAAUAGUGUCAAAGUGAGGAAGACAAUGUAAUUGUCAGUGCACUAGAUGAGGUGAGAAAGGUCACGUUUUAAAUUAACAAAUGUCACUGUCAUAAAUGUACAAAUAUUACUACUCACAAGGGGUGGAAUUUAAAUGUCCCGGUGCUGAGGACUGAGUUUACGUUGGUGUGUCGAGUCUGCUGUAGGUUUGUGAGCACUUUGUGGGAAUAUGACAAACGCUGAAACGGUCUAGUGCAAUAUUGAGCACUGCUUCAGACAACAUAAUUACAGUACAAGAACAACGGAGAAGCAGCCAUGGCUCAAGGCAAUACUGGGAUCAGUCGAGGUUAAAUGACAGUAAAAGUCCUGCCAACGAUAUUAGUUUCAAGCUCGUUCUCGGAUUUGAUCUGGUCGCUUGUACAAUUUCAGCAAAAAAACAAACUAGUUGUGCCCUUACAAUGACGCGACUGCUACACACGACCACCAGGGUGCAGGUGUGGCGUUGUAUACUCUCAGCUCAGAACUGCUGAGUAACUGACCUUCAGGAGGGGGGUGGAGCUGCCUACCAAUGAUCUUCCUGCCAAUAUUACUAUUCAAGUGAACGUAAUUGUCAAAUAGUUGGAGGUGUAAGUGCCGUGACGUUAGAAUGAAUAGGGUGCUGGUGACGAGUUUUAAUCGUUGUUGUUGUUUUAGAUUCAGCUACUCUGAACAAAAUUUCCAUGUAGAAACGGAUUCUAUCGAGACCGUAAAGAGUGUUAAUCUUACACUAACGUUUAUAUUUGAAGAAAGCAAGCAACACCAUUGUAGGGUGAGACGGCCAUGGAGAAUUGAUGCGUGUUAACAUAGCUAGUUGUAAGCACAUAAUGAUAUUUGUCAUACUCCUUCAGUAAUGAAAUGUUGAUAAGUUUUGCCUUCACUUUAAUUAGAAACAACUGGUAUUAACUAUUUGGAGUUACUUAAAUCUAAGCAAGGUGUAAUGUGCUAUUAUUGUGACAUUUGUAAAAGUAGUAUCGCUUAAUAUAAUUGACUAACGGCGUGUUAAACGUACAAAUAUUUUCAGUAUUAUUUUGUAUUUUACCUCAAACCAGUGCAGUGCAUUAAGGCAAAUUGUGGGGCGGUCGUCUUCUGUGUCACGAUGUUCAUCUUGUGUAAACAACUGAUGUCCAGAUAUGCUCGAAGUAUGUUAGUGCAUCAACCAAAUACACUAUAGUUAUUUGAGGAUGGUUGGUAUGACCCUGCGUGCUAUGGUAACUGCAGGAUGUCCAUUGCCAAACCCCUUCUCAGGUUUGAGUAGUAUAAAUGGAACGAUGGAGAUAACCUACUACGGUGACAAUAAAAUGAAAUUAUAAAUAUUGACGAUAACAUUAUAGCAACUUGUGUUUUUCUAUUUUUGUCUUUAAAAAAAAAUGUGCGUUUUAACCUAAAGAACAGUCUAACCUACCAAAGGGCAUGCCAUUUGGUAACGCAAAUCACUUUUUAUAACGGGAUGAGAAUUGCUUUAGCUACCUCAUCCCUUUGUGUAUUUAUACCUCAAGAAACUUAUUUCAA
Molecule: messenger RNA, 3826 nt
Organism: Procambarus clarkii (red swamp crayfish)
Lineage: Eukaryota; Metazoa; Arthropoda; Malacostraca; Decapoda; Cambaridae
Product: guanine nucleotide-binding protein subunit alpha-14
Biological process (GO): adenylate cyclase-modulating G protein-coupled receptor signaling pathway
Cellular component (GO): heterotrimeric G-protein complex
Molecular function (GO): GTPase activity; guanyl nucleotide binding; G protein-coupled receptor binding
Source: RefSeq, a predicted model, not a curated record